Molecule: messenger RNA, 750 nt
Organism: Pipra filicauda (Wire-tailed manakin)
Lineage: Eukaryota; Metazoa; Chordata; Aves; Passeriformes; Pipridae
Product: olfactory receptor 10A4-like
Biological process (GO): G protein-coupled receptor signaling pathway
Cellular component (GO): membrane
Molecular function (GO): G protein-coupled receptor activity; olfactory receptor activity
Source: RefSeq, a predicted model, not a curated record
AUGCUACCCUUCACUCUCCCACGUAUUUUUUUCCUUAAGAACUUUUCCUUCCUGGAGGUUAGCUAUACCACAUCCACCAUCCCCAAGACGCUAGUGAACUUUCUCACAAAGAGGAAGAACAUAUUUUGGGGCUGUGCCACACAGAUGUAUGCUUUCUCCCUCCUUGGGAUGACAGAAUGCUGUUUGCUGGCUGCCAUGGCCUACGACCGCUAUGUGGCCAUAUGCCAGCCUCUGCACUACACGACCACGAUGAGAUGGAACACGUGCUUCUUGCUUUCAGCUGUGCCUUGGCUUACUGGGGUCUUGGUGGCCUUAGUGCAGACAACUUUCAUCUUUACCCUUCCAUACUGUGGUCCCAAUGGGAUCAAUCACUUUUUCUGUGACCUGCUGCCUCUGCUUAAGUUGGCUUGCGUGACCACCUGCAAAAAUGAAAUCACCACCUACAUAAUAGCUGUCCUUUUCAUCAUAGUCCUCUUCUUAUUCAUAGUUGUGUCAUAUAUCCAGAUUCUCCACACCAUCUUCAAGAUACCAUCAGUGAAGGGCAAGGGAAAAGCAUUCUCUACCUGCUUUUCUCACCUAGUUGUGGUCACUCUGUUUUACGGACCUGGCAUUGUGACCUACUUGAGACUCAAAGCUUCUUAUUCAAGUAGCAGUAGCAAAUUGUUUUCUCUUUCUUACACACUGUUGUCUCCAAUGAUGAACCCCUUGAUUUACAGCUUGAGGAACAAAGAGGUGAAACAAGCCUUUUAA